Chara braunii is the source of this 1845-nucleotide messenger RNA. Lineage: Eukaryota; Viridiplantae; Streptophyta; Charophyceae; Charales; Characeae. The record is from the annotation of a GenBank genome assembly.
ACUUUUAUACAGGCCCUUUCUCGGGUUUGGGUCUCUCGGGUUUUUUGACUGGCGGGGAAGGUCUAGAGCGUGGCGGUGUGAGGCGUGCGGGAAAGCAGGAGCAGGAAUCCUCUGCGGCGUGUCUUCGUCGCCAUAGCUGAUUCUCGGAGCGGCAGCAGGAAUACCCGACACGUGUCACCAUGCCGGCCGGUCAUGGUCUUCGCUCUCGCACGAGAGACUUGUUCUCUCGUGGUUUUCGGCAGAAGGGUUAUAUCCCCGUCUCCACGUACCUGCGGGUCUACAAGCUGGGCGAUCCCGUAGACAUCAAGGUGAACGCGGCAGUUCAUAAGGGUAUGCCUCACAAGUUUUACCAUGGACGCACGGGCACUGUCUGGAACGUGACGAAGCGCGCCAUUGGCGUUGAAGUAAACAAGCAGGUUGGCAAUCGCAUCAUCAGGAAGAGGAUUCACGUGAGAAUCGAGCACGUGCACCCCUCUCGCUGCAGGGAGGAGUUCCUUUUGAGGGUGAAGAAGAACGACGAGCUGAAAGCUGAGGCUAAAGCCAAGGGUCACACGGAGAAGCUCAUCGUCAAGAGGCAGCCUGUCGGCCCCAAGCCUGGCUUCAUGGUGGAAGGUGGAGAGAUUGAGACCGUCACUCCCAUUCCUUACGAUGUCGUUAACGACCUGAAGGGCGGAUACUAAACGCGCAGAAAUAUGCACUGGCCCGAACGGUGCGUUAUGCUUCAGAUCGAUUUCAAGAGUUGUGUCGGCGGGUUUGCAGCAAACGAGCGGACCGUGCCACGCCUUUCCUUCAUUCCAUGCUUCAGAUCGAUUUCAAUAGUUGUGUCGGCGGGUUUGCAGUGGAUUUGUUCUACCGUGGAACUCAGGAACCCUAAUCCGUCAUCCGUCGGCGGGUUUGCUGUGGACGUUCUGCCGUGGAACUCAGGAACCCUAAUCCCUCAUCCGUCGUCAUAUUUGGGGUUUUCUUCACCGUACCCUCUUGGGACUUAGGACUUGGAGUACGAACAGAACCCUAAUGUCGAUGUCUAGGUCAUCCUGGCGCUUUCUUCGUUGGAAGCAUCACUCAGCAGGUAAGCUUGCAGCCCUUCCGUUUAUAUAAACCCAUAUGAUUAUGAUGUCUCCACCCCAUCACUGCAAAAGAUCACAAUGAUUUGUAAGAGCGGAAUGGAUUUGAAAGCUCUCCUGCUCAGUGAUACUUUGUCAGGAUGGGUUGGAGAUAUAUUUUGCUCUGUUGCCGGGCAGAGGAGGUAGGGGGCUGAUGGCUCUGUGCGUCUUGAAGACUGUCCUUUUAGUGUUUUAGUUGUCAAAGUGGACGUUUGCAUACACGGUGUGUGUGACGAGGCGAUCUUGUUGAGUUUCCACCUAUGCUGUGGAAUCGGCGUGCAGUGUUGUGAACUGCGAUUUUUUACUGAGGCUUGAGAAGUAUAUUGGCUCGAACAUUGUCAGACAUGAAGGGAUUUCGCUAUCGUGGCCGGGUUGUGUGCGCUUGUUGUGAUGGGAUGACUAAUUGGAGCGUGAGAAGCGAGAGAGGGGGGGGGGAUGGUGUGCGUUUCGUGAGUAUGAUUUUGUGAACUUGUUAUGUAAUGAGGGCAGUUUGUUUCGGAUUUCUUCUCUGAGUUUGCGUCUUUUUCUCUACUCGACUAGUGUUUUGUUGACACUCGCCAUUUCUCAGUUAGGGUAUGCUCUCAAUGUGAAAAUCUCCAGGUGAGAGGGUUCAAGAGUUGAAAAGCAUGGUUUGCAUCGAGCAUUAACGAAGGCAAGGUGUGGGAAACCGUGAUGUGGGUCGGUGAAAGAGUUCAUCCUAAACGACAAGAAAAAAUGAGUUCUAAAAUCGAAUGUCCUGUCG